UUUCGUUGAGCAGGCGGCAAGCGUUUCAAUAAUGAUGUGGGUGGCUGUGAAAGCAUAAUUUUUUCUAUAAAAACAGAGUGAUAGGAACAUCAGAAAAUGAAAAAAUAUGAAUUUUAAUCUGCCAAAAACUUAAAUGCGAAGUUGUGGAAUUUUCUCGUAAUUUUCAUUCAUAGCAAGACACAGCUAUCGAGAACGAGAACGAGUCUAAAAUGAGUCACUAAGGUAUUAUUAUCAGUAUUCAGAGUAAAAUAAGUUUUAUGUAAAUAAUAUCAUAGCACAUAACUUGAAGCAUUCUUUUUUAAAAAAUUCACAUAAUAGUAGCAUCCUUAGUUCAAGAUACUGUUUAUUUUAGAUUACUAUUCAUUAGUGUGCUUCCUUAAAAUGUUUCCAUAAAAGACGGCACUAUCUUUCGAGAAUUAAUAUGUUCACUGUGUUAGGCAGUGAUAUGGAGAUAAGAGUAGGGCGAUUUAUUUUACUAUGCAUGAUAUGUGCCCUGUGGACCGCAAGGACAGAAAGCUUAGAUGGCGCCACAUCCACUGAAGAUAUUGAAACUACUGCACCCGAUGAAGAUAUUGAAAUCAAUGCCCCAACUGCAUCCGAUGAAGAGGACGACAAUAAUAAUCCUUUGAUCUUGGGAAACCUUAGUCUGUGCCAGAAUGUGGUCGACAAUGUAUUUCUGCCUUUUGUGGGCGAUUGCAACAAGUACUAUCUGUGUCGAUCCGGGCAAGCCAUUGAGCUGCGGUGCGAAUGGCCCUAUGAGUUCGAUGCCGCCACUCAGAGCUGUGUGAGUCCUGGAAAGGCGAAUUGCCUGCCCACCUGCAAGGCCUUUCAUUUCAGUACUUUUAGCUACCAGCGCACUUGCACCAAGUACGUGCUCUGUUACUACGGACAUCCUGUGCUGAGGGAGUGUCAGGACGAUCUCCAGUAUAAUCCUAAGACAGAUCGCUGCGACUUCCCCCAGAACGUGGACUGCGUCGAGUCCGAGUGCUCUAUCUACUUCAAUGCCUACCAUCUGCGCUACGUGCCCAGCAAAAGUUCCUGUGAAAAGUACUUUCUUUGCGGCAACGGAAUUCCCAGGGCACAGACGUGUUCCACAGGCCUACAUUUUAGCACCAAGUGCAAUUGCUGCGACAUUCCUUCGAACUCCAACUGCCAGUUGAAGAGCCCUAGUUCUACUAGAAGUAAUUGGUUCAAAGAUAUUCUCCAAAUUCUACAGAUACCCGCUCAACGAAGGCUAAACUAUCAACCAGUUUCCCCCAAGCCGUCCGAAGUGGUCUGUCCCCCAGAGGGCGUUCACUUUUAUGUCCACGAGACACGUCCGGACGCCUACCACUACUGUGCAAUGGGUCACGGCCUGGUUCUAGAGUGUUCGCCGGGAUUGUGGUUCGAUCUUGCGGUAAAAGAGUGCCGUGAACCUAAAAACGUGGGACACCAGAAAGGCAAGAACUCAUUAAGCGGUUUCAAAAAGAACAGAUAUAAAUGGGUUAUUUUCCAGACUGUGGCCAAACAGUUGAUGGCACGCUGCGCACUAUCCAGGAUGAAUUGGCGGACCACCUUGUUUUUCCUUCUGACUUUACUAGCGGUGUAUAGUGCCAGGAGCGAGGAUGACCUGGUGGUGGCUCCUGCGCCUGACGAUGAUACCGAUGGCGAAGUCAUCGAAGAUCCGUACGACAUGUACAAUAAUACCCAGAUCAAUGUUUGCCGCAACGUCGCCGAUGGUGUUUACCUUCCCUAUGUGGGGGACUGCGCGAAGUACAUCGAGUGCCGGAACGGCACCAUACAUGAAAUCGGUAGCUGUCAGGAAAAUGAGGAGAACUCACCCUACCUUUGCCAGGAUCCGGCGCUACCAUGCGAAAUAGGCUUCGACCCUGUGUUCCAGGUGUGCACCUGGAGAAGCGAGGUACAGUGCUUACCCACUUGUGAGUCAUUCGCGCUGAGCAGCUUCUGCUACGAUAACACCUGCACCAAAUACGUUCUCUGCUACUACGGACGUCCAGUGCUCCGGGAGUGCCACGACAACCUCCAGUACAAUAAUGCCACUGAUCGUUGCGACUUUCCCCAGUACGUGGACUGCGUGGCCAACGACUGCUCGGCCACCAACCAGCCGGAGAAUAUAAUUUACCUCGCCAGCAAGGCUUCCUGCAACAAGUAUUUCGUCUGCUCCAACGGCCGGCCCUGGGAACAGGAGUGCGCUCCUGGAUUGGCCUACAAUCCUGCUUGCGAGUGCUGCGACUUCGAGGAGAACGUGAAUUGCUCGAUCAAUGCAAAGGUCAGGAACAUUAAGCCUUACUCCCGUUCUCCGUUGCGCCGCGCGGACGUAACUUGCCCACAAGAAGGAGUAUAUUUCUACCCACAUAAAUCGCGCAAAGACGCCUACUACUACUGCGUUGAUGGACGUGGUGUUACUCUCGACUGCACACCAGGACUAUAUUACGAUCCCAAGGUUCAGGAUUGUCGCGAGCUCCAAAACAUUGGCCUCUAAAUAUAAAAAGAAAAUAAACACUAAAACCAAAUAACAUUUUUGUUGAAAAAUA
Molecule: messenger RNA, 2534 nt
Organism: Drosophila ananassae
Lineage: Eukaryota; Metazoa; Arthropoda; Insecta; Diptera; Drosophilidae
Exons: 7
Coding region: 422-2482 (686 amino acids)
Cellular component (GO): extracellular region
Molecular function (GO): chitin binding
Source: RefSeq, a predicted model, not a curated record